Messenger RNA from Leptopilina heterotoma, 321 nucleotides. RefSeq lists its product as uncharacterized. NCBI's taxonomy places the organism in Eukaryota, Metazoa, Arthropoda, Insecta, Hymenoptera, Figitidae. The transcript has 2 exons. The record is from RefSeq and is a predicted model, not a curated record. The coding region runs from base 1 to 315 and encodes 104 amino acids.
AUGAAGAGAUUAUUGAAAAUUGUAAAGUGGGUUCCAAAUAAUGUUCAUGAAAGUAUUUAUCCACUGAUUUUCAUAAACUGGCUGUCAAUAUUUGGCUUCAGUGGAUAUCCCUUAGGCGGUACGAAAUAUAAUAAAUUCCGUUCCAUUCCGGGGAUAAUACUUUUUGGUAUUCUUUGUUGGACGAUUUGUAAGAUUUUUCACGAAUAUGUACAGAAAACCCCAUUUGCGUAUGCUGUCGAAGGAGUAUUUAUCACGGACACAAUAAUAAUAUUUGCUGCUCACAUAAACGGUUGGAUUAACUUUAAGGUACCUUAAAGUUAA